Molecule: messenger RNA, 2890 nt
Organism: Eleginops maclovinus (Patagonian blennie)
Lineage: Eukaryota; Metazoa; Chordata; Actinopteri; Perciformes; Eleginopidae
Product: histone H2B 1.2-like
Exons: 1
Coding region: 209-586 (125 amino acids)
Cellular component (GO): nucleosome
Molecular function (GO): structural constituent of chromatin; protein heterodimerization activity; DNA binding
Source: RefSeq, a predicted model, not a curated record
UAAAUACUUAUUUUCCAUUCUCAUUGCAGUACAGUAGAUACAUCUGCUCACGGUACAGAUUAUUUUUUUUAAGCGAAGGCUCAGUCACGUGCAGACGGUUAACCAAUCCCAUGCAAGCAAGGGCACAGCAAGAUUUGCAUAGAGUGGAUAUAAAGACGCCGCUCUGUUCCGAGGAAGCCAUCUGAUAGUCAUUCCCUAACUGAUAAUCAUGCCUGAAGUAGCCUCCGUCAAAGCGCCGAAGAAGGGCUCAAAGAAAGCCGUCUCCAAGAGCGUCAGCAAGACCGGCAAAAAGAGGAGAAAGUCCAGGAAGGAAAGCUACGCCAUCUACGUCUACAAGGUGAUGAAGCAGGUCCACCCCGACACCGGCAUCUCCUCCAAAGCUAUGGGCAUCAUGAACUGCUUCGUGAGUGACAUCUUUGAGCGCAUCGCUGGUGAGGCUUCUCGUCUGGCUCACUACAACAAGCGCUCCACCAUCACCUCCAGGGAGAUCCAGACCGCUGUCCGCCUGCUGCUGCCCGGAGAGCUGGCCAAACACGCCGUGUCUGAGGGCACCAAGGCUGUGACCAAGUACACCAGCUCCAAGUAAACUGCUGCUGAUAUAGCAACAACACAAAGGCUCUUUUAAGGGCCACCCACUACUUCUAUAGACAUUCCUCUUUUUUGACGUUUACAAUUUAUUUUAAUCGCAUGUAUUAUGGUUCACUUGCAUGAUAGAGAAACAUGACAUUCAGCGGUCAGAAUGUACAUUGUAUGGAGGCUUCAAAAAUAUUGUGAUUGAAUGACGAUUUUUAUGGAGGAAUCGCUGCCGGAGAUCCCCACAUGAUCGUCUUAUAGUCUGGUUAGUUAUUGACUCUGACGUUUUGUAAGAAGGACAAAGUAUGGGUUGUAGAGCCCUAUUUCAUCACGGGCAUCCAAUGCAACAUAUCUCUGCAACAGCAUUCUCUGGCUAAUCCUACAGGACACAACACAAGGUUAUUUUACUCUAUUCCCUCGAGGCAACAUCACUGUACUGAAAGUAAUGUCUUAUGUUAUAAAGUGUAGGACAAGUCAAGUUACUUUUAUAUCUAAUUUAAAAUAAAAGUCCUUAAAGGUAUAACGAAGAUAUUGUUUAAAAUAUCCUUAAUGUAAUUCCAAACUGAUACCCUUGUAGCCCAUCAAAUGUGCUUGGUUUACUUUAUCAGGUAUGAUGUACUCUAUAAUAUACUACAACUUCUGAAUGCAUUAGAUUAAGAAAAUAGUGCCGAGUCUGCCGACUGACCUUCAACUACUCGCAUCUCAGUUGUGGUUUUUCACCACUGAGGCUGAGUAUCAUAUCAUACUGGGGUGUUGUUUGUUAUACUGCAUACAACAGACAAGUAGACAACAGACAUAGCUAAAUGUUACUUAUUUUCAGUGAAUGACUCCAACAAUAUCAAAACGAAGGAAGCUCUUAAGUUUGAAGUAGGUGGCUCUCAAAAGAGCUGUAAGUGUGGAUUUUAAUAUCAAUAUCUAUAUGUGUGUUGUACAAACAGGGAAACCAAAAUGCUGUUUCCUACUUCCCAAACAUUAAAAUAUAUACAUACAUAAAAUAAGAAUAAACAAUUCAAAAAAGGGACACAACAAUAAAUAUAUAAAAAUAGCAGUCUGUUAAACGAAAAUGGAUGCAUAUACGGCAGAGAACAAAUGUAUUAUGACAGUACAUGUCUAUACCAGUGGUGCAAUAACUGUCAAUAGCAGCUAGUUAGCCAAAAAAGGGUCUGCUGUGUGCGAACUUAUGCACAUGAAUAAUUAAAAAUAGCAGACAUUCUGUAGAGAAUCACCGCUACUGAAAUGUAUAGUUUGUAUUAGUUCCCUUUGAAUACACAUUCUUUGUAACAUAACAUCCAAGUGUUAGACAUGAAAUAUAAAUAAAUGUGUUGGCUGUGUUGUUACAUAUACUGUAGCUACAGUGUAAAUAGCUAUGGCAAGGAAACCUGGGUCACAUUUAAGUUGCUCUGAGAAAUCCUUUCCUGAUUAUUGAAAUACAUUUGGACCCAAUAAUUCAUGGUAUUUAUUUGAGCUCUUUUCCAAGCGCUCAAACCAUCUUACAUUAUAAUAGAAAUGUAGGCUAAUACAUCGAUUACUGUGGACAAUACCCACAGGAUACGGACUUGUCUCAAACUCCACUGUGUAACACAUUGAAUUUAUAUCUGAGCAACAUUUUCGAAUAGGUGAAUGUCAAAUACUGCAAGUAUCCUACUGAAAGUUAUUUGGGAGAUGUAAUUUGGGUUUUAUUUAAUGUACAACAAUAGGUUGACAUUUAUUCUCAACAACCACUAAUAUUGUAAUGUUACAUAAUUGAUUCCAGCAUGAUAGCAAAACACUUAUGUUAUGUGGGUCACUCGUAAAAGAGCUGUUGUUCUUCCAGGUUAUAUUUUGACCUGAAUUUUGGAAAUGUUUCUAUGAAAAGUUCUUAUUUUACAUUAAGUUCAUUGCAACCAGUGUUAAUGCCAGGGAGUUUUGUAUUUACAUUGUAUAACACUGUGCAGCCGGUCCUUCAACACAGAUAAUGUCACUAUCAGCGGUGGUGGCAAAAGGCCAUAGGGGCUUGGCCUGGGAACUUGAAGGUCACCAGUUCAAGUCCCCAAAAGACCAAGUGCUACCGUGGUGUCCCUGAGCAAGGCACCGUUCCCUACACUGCUCCCCGUACAUAAUGGCAGCCCACUGCCCCUAACACUAGGAUGGGUCAAAUGCAGAGACCUUCCCCGGGUGCUGCACAAUAGCUGCCCACUGUUCCUAUUCCUACGAUGGGUUAAAUGCAGAGGACAAAUUUCACUGCGUGUGCUCGGCUGUGUGCGUGUAUGUGACUAAUAAAGACGGUUUCAUCCUCCGAGUCUUCUAUCAAUCGUGUCAUAUUUCGCCGAGUGACAUG